AUGGAAGAAUCUUUCUUGGAGCAUCCUACAUUCGACGGCGAAGGACGGAACCCCUUCAAUUUCUCGGUUCUCGCGGACUACCAAGCAGCUAGUGCAGUUUUGCAACAGACCGUGGUUGAUAACCCGGAACGAUUUUUCAAGAAGAUGUUUGGAAACAGUGAGCUGAUAUGCUUUCGUCAGAAUGACGAGGACAAGAUUGUCCUGACAAAAGAGUUGCUUCCCAAGUUGGUCAGCUUCUAUCACAAGUCCAUGGCACAUGUCGAAGGCAUGGAUCAUUUAGAACAAACGAUCAAGACACAUUUCUAUCAUAGAGGUAUUCGCGACGAAUUGAGCAGUGCGAAGCAUGUGCAAAGAACAAACGAGCACGACGUGCUUAUGGAGAAUCUGCUCCACGUGAUGCUACGGCGAUGCCCUGGCAACAAGUCCAUUGUGACACAAUCGGUCCGUGGAAGAUUGAGUUACGACAACGGACGUUGA
Molecule: messenger RNA, 477 nt
Organism: Seminavis robusta
Lineage: Eukaryota; Bacillariophyta; Bacillariophyceae; Naviculales; Naviculaceae
Source: the annotation of a GenBank genome assembly